Messenger RNA from Adelges cooleyi (spruce gall adelgid), 937 nucleotides. RefSeq lists its product as uncharacterized. NCBI's taxonomy places the organism in Eukaryota, Metazoa, Arthropoda, Insecta, Hemiptera, Adelgidae. The record is from RefSeq and is a predicted model, not a curated record. The transcript has 13 exons. The coding region runs from base 51 to 779 and encodes 242 amino acids.
AUUUUAAAGCGGUUUACAGUACAAACGGACUUAUCGACCGUGCUGUUCGCAUGAAGUCAUUUCGUCAUGAAAAAUUAAAUGCAUUCGAGUAUACCAUAAGGGGAAUGGUUUUAUCAGAUGAUACUGAUUUCGCCUUUGAUAAAAUGAAGUUUAUGGUGGCAAUACCAGAACGUGCAGAACGUGAAAAUCUAGACAGAUACGUGGGAUUCCAGUUACGUUUGCAACAGGAACUAACCAGAGUUACAAGUCUUGAACCGGUACCGCUAAAUUCAAUAACUAAGGAACCGCCUCGGACAGCUAUUAAACUGCCUUCACCAGAAGAUCCUAUUCCACAACUUGAAGAAAUAGUAAAGGUGGCAAAUGUCCUAAGGAAAAAAACUAGAAAAGCUUUGUGGGGUCUCCUCAUGGAGGAUGUUUUUAUACCUGAGCAGCACCAAGAUCAUCGUUAUACUGAUGAUGAGAGAUGUCUUAUAGUAGGAUUGGCAUCGAGUUGUAUAAACUACAAUUUUGCACGAGCUGUGCGUGUUGAUGAAGAUCGAAGUACUGACACUGCGCUUGCAACUGGUCCUAUUUGCGCCAUUAUAGAUAUAACGGGCGGCGAAAGAAAGUACAUAGUUCGAGACUACGAAUUUCGAGAAGUAACCCGUGGUCAACCUCAUGUAUUAAUACAAGGUGGAUUGGAGAAAGUAAUGAAAAAUAUUAUUGUGAAAAAUAAAACUUAUAGUUUAGAAUCAAAAUGGAAUUUUAUGGAAAAAAACCGAGUGAGCCGUAGAAAUUAAUCACAAUAGUUAUCUGUAAACAUCUUAUAACGGGUUCUACUGAAAUAAAAUUUAAAAGGAGCAGAACUUAUCAUGUGCAUGAACUUUAUUGACAUACGAUUAAUAUUAUUUUAUAUACUUGAUAUUAUCGGUUUAUGAUAACUAUAAUACGAUACAUA